This is a messenger RNA of Populus nigra (black poplar), 1146 nucleotides long. Its product is annotated as coatomer subunit epsilon-1-like. Gene Ontology annotation, molecular function: protein binding; structural molecule activity. The record is from RefSeq and is a predicted model, not a curated record. The coding region runs from base 253 to 960 and encodes 235 amino acids. Lineage: Eukaryota; Viridiplantae; Streptophyta; Magnoliopsida; Malpighiales; Salicaceae. Gene Ontology annotation, cellular component: COPI vesicle coat. Gene Ontology annotation, biological process: intra-Golgi vesicle-mediated transport; endoplasmic reticulum to Golgi vesicle-mediated transport; retrograde vesicle-mediated transport, Golgi to endoplasmic reticulum. The transcript is spliced from 7 exons.
CAAUCCAUUCUCUAUUCUUUACUUUACCUUAAAUAUCCAUCUUAAAAUUCCCAAAUAUUAUGGCCCAAUUCCAAAUAUCUUAAUGCAAAAACCAUUCGUCUUGCCCAAUUAGGGCUCUCAUUGGCCCACUACAAUUGUAUCAACCCAAGCCCACGAAACAAACAUAAGACCCCAUAAAUUUGAUUUAUGCUCUCUUAGUAUACCAGAAAUCACAAAUCAAUUACUGCUAGAAAUCGAAAGAAGGAAGAAGAAAUGGCAGCAACACCAGAUCAUCUGUUCAGUUUGCGUAACAACUUCUACUUAGGAGCCUAUCAAGCUGCCAUCAACACCAGCGACCUUCCCAUUUUUUCCCAUGAUGACUCUGUGGAGCGUGACUGCCUUGUUUAUCGUUCUUACAUUGCCCUUGGCAGCUACCAGCUUGUGAUUCAUGAGAUUGAUGAUUCCGCUGCUACUCCACUUCAAGCUGUGAAAUUGCUCGCUUUGAAUCUCUCUAGCCUGAAAGCAAGACAGGAAUCCACAAUUUCAAGCUUAAAAGAGUGGUUGGCUGAUUCAGCUAUUGCAAAUAAUUCUAUCUUGAGGUUGAUUGCUGGAAUCAUAUUAAUGCAGGAGGAGGAUUACAAUGAGGCUCUGAAACACACUAAUGCUGGAGGCACUAUGGAACUGAACUGUUAUGUUCUGACUUUUUUUGUAACCAAGGUUUCAAAAGAGAAUGGGAAAGCUGUUUGUUGCAUUCACAUGGGUAAUUUUGAUGAAGCUGAAACAUUGUUGCUCGAGGCCCAAAACAAGGAUGCAAAGGAUCCAGAGACUCUAGCCAACUUCGUUGUAUGCAGUCUUCACAUUGGCAAAUCUUCUUCACGUUAUCUCAGCCAGCUGAAGCUUUCACAUCCAGAUCAUAUGCUUGUUAAACGUGCAUCAUCUGCCGAAAACAAUUUCAGAAGAGCAGUUCAAUCAGUUGCUUGAUGUUUUGUUGGUUUUGGUUUUAGUUAACAAGGUGAAUCCUAUUGCUUCACUUUUGUCGCAAUUGUUUUUAGGGGAUUCCGCAAAACCCCUCUAUAAGCUAGGAAAUAUAAAACCGAACCGAACUGGAGUAUUUUUUUUGAUGUAGAGCUCAGAUCUAAUUAGUGGCAUUUCCCAUGUCUUGUUGAA